Cotesia congregata is the source of this 1590-nucleotide messenger RNA. NCBI's taxonomy places the organism in Eukaryota, Metazoa, Arthropoda, Insecta, Hymenoptera, Braconidae. The record is from the annotation of a GenBank genome assembly.
AAACAAGUGCAACGUUUACAUUUGACGUGUCAAACAAUGUUGACUGUUGAUAAUAAAAAGUCCCUUGGGCACGUACGUCAGCCCUCUGACACUCAAGCUUUUCGAGAGAGAACGAAAAGGGAUGCUGAGAGCGAGAUGCAGUUCGAAUUAAAUCGUCUUGAAGCAACAGCUCCGGGGCAUCUACGAGAUCGCAUAAAAUUAGAACUAGAUGGAUUCCAAAAACUAUUUCAGAAGUUCCUUCAGGAUCAAGGACCUUCGGUUGUAUGGGAUCAAAUUCAAAAGUUACCUGAAGGAGCGAUCAGAGAUUAUGAUUCUCUGGUAGAGCCAAGCUACGAAGAAAUUCGUACUAUGUUAAAUAAAUUGAUAGUCGUUAAAUUAAAUGGAGGCUUAGGGACCAGCAUGGGAUGCCACGGACCAAAAUCGUCAAUCACUGUACGGAAUGAUCUCACUUUUUUAGAUCUUACAGUACAGCAAAUUGAACAUUUGAAUAGAGAAUAUAAUGUGAGCGUACCAUUAAUUUUAAUGAAUUCCUUCAACACGGAUGAUGAAACACAAAGAAUUAUCAGAAAAUACAAAGGAAUUGAUGUUAUCGUUAAAACUUUUAAUCAAAGCUGCUUCCCUCGUAUCAGUAGAGAGUCUCUACUGCCUAUAGCUAAAAAUUGUGAUGUCGAUGACGAUAUGGAGUCAUGGUAUCCUCCGGGACACGGUGACUUUUAUGAGAGCUUCCAUCGAUCAGGUUUACUGGAUGAAUUCAUACAUGCUGGACGUGAAUACUGUUUCAUUUCAAAUAUUGAUAAUUUAGGAGCAACAGUAGAUAAUAAAAUUUUGAAACUAGUCCUUGAACCGAUGAACGGCCCCCAUGAAUUUUUACGUCUUCUGGAAAUAGCACAAGUACCUAAAGAAAAUAUAGAUGAAUUUAAAUCUGUUAAGACUUUCAAAUUUUUCAAUACUAACAAUCUAUGGGCCAAACUUAGUGCCAUCCGCCGAAUAUUGACUGAAAAAACGUUGGAUAUGGAAAUAAUAGUUAAUCCAAAGGAAGUUGAAGGUGGACUUAAUGUUAUUCAAUUGGAAACUGCUGUAGGUGCAGCUAUGAAAUCAUUUGAUGGAAGUAUAGGUAUCCAUGUGCCACGAAGAAGAUUUUUGCCUGUUAAAAAAACAUCUGAUUUAUUACUUGUCAAAAGUAAUUUGUAUGAUUUUCGUAAUGGAUCUUUGUUAAUGAGCCCUAAGAGAAUGUUUCCCGUUACGCCACUUAUUAAAUUAGGUGACAAUCAUUUUGCCAAGGUAGCAGAAUUUUUACGGCGAUUUGCCAGUAUUCCUGAUUUGCUAGAACUGGACCAUCUAACUGUUUCCGGAGACGUAACAUUUGGUCGCGGUGUAUCACUGCGUGGUACAGUAAUUAUAAUUGCUAAUCACGGAGAACGUAUUGAUUUACCGUCAGGUACUAUAUUAGAAAAUAAAAUAGUAUCAGUGUCUUUGGUUAUCCUGGACUCAGUCUGUCCCUCUUCAAUUUUAAUAAGAGGAAUCGGAUCAGCAGUUCCGGAAGGACUCGUAGAACGACCAGGAUACUCGGGAUUGGAGUGCUGUCGUUGA